AUGCAACACUUAACGAUUUUUAUGGAUAUCGAGAGUUCCCGUUCAUAUAUCGAUGAAUUAUAUUCUUCGGAUGUGACAAAGGUUUUGGAAGCCUUAAUCACUUUAAAGAACUCAGUAAUUGGUAGCAACAGACAGAAGAGUUCUGUUAUUCAACAAGGAAUUGUACCUAGAUUGUUACAGCUUAUGUCAGAACAAAACUGGGAUCCUAAUAUUAGAUUAGAGGCUACAAUUACAAUUGGUUCCUUAGCUAAAGGUACGUCAGAGAAUGUCAAUGCCUUAGUAGAACAAGGUGCAGCGGUGGCGUUAGUAGAAAUCUUAAAAGAAGUACCAAUAGGAACUAAAUUGGCUGAAGCUAGCCUUUGUGCACUUAGGAGCAUAUUUCUUAAUCCGCCAGCACCAAUAUCAGCGCUACCUGCUGAGAUGAGACUGUUGUCAAGACUAACUCAAAUCACGAGAGAAGGCUCACCUACAGCUCGUGCCUGUGUAGUACGCAUUUUAUCAAUUUGGUGUGGGGGGCCUAUAGAACAAGAAGCUCUAUGUGCAGCUGGAGCAUGUAAUGCCAUUGCAGCAUUGCUGGCACCAAAGGGCACAACACCACCACCAAUUGCAAGAGCUUUACCGGCAUUGGACUUGUUAGCGGCUAUGUGCUUUGAAAAUGCAAAUGUUUCUCAAGUUGCAUUAAAUACAAGAUAUGGUGAUAAAACAAUUCCUGAGCUCUUAACCCUAUUAGUGUCAAGGGAUAAACCGUUGCCGGUGGCAAUGGGCGCAGCAAGGUGUAUUACAUUCAUUCACAGAGCCGGGGCUUUACCAGCGGAUGAUAGCAGAGUAGUUUUUGGAGCGUUGCCAUGCCUUGCGCGAUUGUGUACAAAAGAUAUGCCCGAGGAUAUUAGAGCCACUGCAGCCGAAACUCUGGCGUAUUUGGCCGAGGUUGACACAUCUCUUCAAAGGUUAGCUGCUAUAUCUAAUCAUUUGAUGAGUUCCCUCGCGGACAUAGUAAAUUGUCCGUCGGCUGCCGCUAAGCAAGGCGCGUUUAAAUGUUUCGCCUCCCUCGGUGCAAACGACGAAGAUAUUAGAAAGAGGAUUAUUGAAACACACGGCCUAAUGGUACACGUUGUUAAUGGAAUGAAUAAUCCGGAGCCCUCAGUAAGAUUAGCGGCGGUUAGAUGUCUUCAUUCACUUUCAAGGUCCGUGCAGCAAUUGAGAACUACAUUUCAGGAUCAUUCAGUAUGGCGACCCUUGAUGCAACUGCUGAGCGAGUCACCGGGAACUGAACUGUUGACUGUCGGGUCUUCUACUCUUUGCAACCUGCUGCUAGAAUUUUCACCCGCCAAGGAGCCCAUGUUAGAUCAAGGUGCCGUAGAAAUGUUAUGUAAUCUCACGAAGAGGCCUGAAGCUGCUUUGCGGUUAAAUGGUAUUUGGGCGCUAAUGAACAUGGCUUUUCAGGCGGAACAGAAAGUGAAACAACGAAUAUUAUGCUGUCUGGGCACAGAGCAGAUGUUUCGUUUGCUCGGAGACAGUGAUACGCGUGUGAUCAUGAAGACGUUGGGCUUGUUGCGCAACUUGCUGUCGACAAGGCAACACAUCGAUGCUAUAAUGAAUGAGUUCUCUUCGCAAGUUAUGCAAGCAGUGAUAGUAGUAUUAGAAGGAUCGUAUCCGGCGGAAGUGAAGGAGCAAGCAUUAUGUAUACUUGGUAAUAUAGGCGAUGGGGAGAAGGCCAAAGAUUUUAUUAUGGCGAACGAAGACGUCUUGAGGAAACUAGUCGAUUAUUUAGCGCAUCCAGAGAGCAAAUUGCAAGAGGCGGCGUUGUUUGUGGCUGGAAACUUGGUUUGGAAGGGGGAGGCGGGCUGCGCGGCGCGCCAAGCGAGGCUUGCGGAGUUAGGCGUGUUGCGUGCACUCAAAUUGCUUCGACAACGCCCGGACGCCGCCCAUUUGCACGAUAAAGUGAAAACCGCCUUGGCACAGUUCAACGAACUCACAUAA
Molecule: messenger RNA, 1980 nt
Organism: Leptosia nina
Lineage: Eukaryota; Metazoa; Arthropoda; Insecta; Lepidoptera; Pieridae
Source: the annotation of a GenBank genome assembly